AUGAGAGGCCCAUCUCACAUAAUCUCUCUUUUACUCUCCUUCCUAACUCCUUGCAUUUCUCUUUAUGAUCACUCUCUCUGUCUCUAUAAUCUUUAUUCUCUCCCUUUCAUUUGGUCUCUCCCUGUCACCCGCUCUUUCUGUCUCUCUAUCUCAUUCACUCUUUCUGUCUCUCUGUCUCAUGCGCUCUCUCUGUCUCAUGCGCUCUCUCUGUCUCAUGCGCUCUCUCUGUCUCAUGCGCUCACCCUCUCUUUUUCUCUCUCUCAUCCGUUCUUGCUCUCUCUCUCUCUCAUCCGUUCUUGCUCUCUCUCUCUCUCAUCCGUUCUUGCUCUCUCUCUCUCUCAUCCGUUCUUGCUCUCUCUCUCUCUCAUCCGUUCUUGCUCUCUCUCUCUCUCAUCCGUUCUUGCUCUCUCUCUCUCUCUCUCAUCCGUUCUUGCUCUCUCUCUCUCUCAUCCGUUUCUCUCUCUCUCUCUCAACCGUUCUUGCUCUCUCUCUCUCUCUCUCAUCCGUUCUUGCUCUCUCUCUCUCUCUCAUCCGUUUGCUCUCUCUCUCUCUCUCUCAUCCGUUCUUGCUCUCUCUCUCUCUCUCAUCCGUUCUCUCUCUCUCAUCCGUUCUUUUUCUCUCUCUCUCAUCCGUUCUUGCUCUCUCUCUCUCUCAUCCGUUCUUGCUCUCUCUCUCUCUCUCUCAUCCGUUCUUGCUCUCUCUCUCUCAUCCGUUCUUGCUCUCUCUCUCUCUCAUCCGUUCUUAUCCUCUCUCUCUCUCUCAUCCGUUCUUGCUCUCUCUCUCUCAUCCCUGUUAGCGUCGAGGAAAGGAGAUCUCAUUUCGUUUCUUUUUAAUUUUUCAAAAUAUCUGUUCAUUUCUUUUUCUCUUCCUUUUCAUUCCAGUUUCUUUUCAUUCCAGUUUCUUUUCAUCUGUUUUUUCACUUUCUUUUUUAUUUCAUUUUUCUUUUUGAAUUUUCUUAUUCAUUUUUCUUUUGUCUUUGUUUUUUUUUUUUUCAAUAAUUUUUAUUUUCAUUUUUCUUCAUUUCUCUUCAAUUUUUAUUACUUUUUCAUUUCUUCAUUUUUUCAUGAAUUUUCAUUUUUUCUUUUUUUUAUUUUUCAUUUCUUUUACCUUUUUUCUUCAAUUUUCCUCCAUUUUCUUUCUUCAUUUUUUUCCUCUUUUUUUUUUUUCUUUUUUUAA
Molecule: messenger RNA, 1176 nt
Organism: Acanthosepion pharaonis
Lineage: Eukaryota; Metazoa; Mollusca; Cephalopoda; Sepiida; Sepiidae
Source: the annotation of a GenBank genome assembly